AUGGGGCUGUCAGCGUGGUUCUGGCACCACGAGCACUGGCUGCCCCCUGGAGCUACCUGGGAAGACUUGAAGGACUCUGCAGACAGGCACUACCCACAGCCUCAGGACAUCCUGCUCUGCAUCCCUGGCGCCCUGCUCCUCCUCGCUGUGCGGCUCAGCUUCGAGAGAGCCAUAGCUGUGCCUGUGGGCAGGAGGUUGGAUGUGAGGGACAAACCGAGGCCUAAGGUUCAGCCCAAUGCCACCCUGGAAAGCUUCUACACUCAGCUGGGCAGGACUGCAGAGGAGGAGGAUCUGAUCUCCCUGGCCAAGCAGAGUGAUCUGCCAGUCAAGAGGGUGCAGACCUGGCUCCGGCGCCGGCGGGCCCAGGACCGCCCUAGGCUGAUGAAGAAGUUCUGUGAGUGCAGCUGGAGGUUCACCUUCUAUCUCACCUCCUUCUUCUCUGGGCUGGCUCUGCUCUAUGAUAAGCCCUGGGUCUGGGACCCCACCCUGUGCUGGCUGAACUACCCACAGCAGCCUCUGCCCCCUGCCCUGGGCUGGUUCUACCUCCUGGAACUCUCCUUCUACUGCUCCCUGGUGGUCACCUUGCCCUUCGACGUGAAGAGGAAGGACUUUAAGGAGCAGAUCAUCCACCACACUGCCACCAUCGUUCUGAUCUCCGUGUCCUACUGUGCCAACAUGCUCCGCUUUGGUGCCAUGGUCAUAGUGCUCCACGAUGCCUCUGACUACAUUCUGGAGCUGGCCAAGCUGCUGCUGUACCUGCGCUGGCGCCGGCUCUGCGACGCAGCCUUCGUGGCCUUCGCCCUGGUGUUCCUCAGCUCCCGGCUCCUGCUCUUCCCCGCGCUCACCUACUACUACUUUGUGAGCAAGUUCCAGCUGUUCCCCGUGAGCUGCCUGCUCAGCCUCCUGCUGCUGCUGCUGCAGCUGCUGCACCUUUUCUGGUCCUGCCUGAUCCUUCAGAUGGUCUCCAGCAUCCUGCUCCGUGGUGAGAGAAGGAAGGACGCCAGGAGCGACACCGAGGAGAGCACCGGCAGCGAGGCAGAGGGCCCAGCCGAGAGCCAGCAGUGCCCCAGGCUGGCUGCAGAGAAGCAGGAGCUGGGCAGGCUCCCAGAGCAGGGAGGCUGCUCAGGGCCAGGGGCAGAGGCCAGGCAGGCCCACAGGUGUCUGCCUAGGAACCAGCCCCUGCCUGGCUGGAAUCCAGCACAGUGCUCCUAGGGCCAGUCCCUCUAGGAGAUGCUUUCUGCCCUCCUCCUGCUGGCACCGUUCCUUGGCACCCUUUGUACUGCCCCUCUGCUCAGUCACCCAGGAGCAGCCCAGGGCUGCCAGCAGAGUCCCACUGUAAGCAGAAGAGAGCUUGAGCGAGCUGCUGCUGCUCUGGCACCUCACUGUGGUGAGCUCAGCCCCAGGGCGCCGAGACAA
Messenger RNA from Pogoniulus pusillus (Red-fronted tinkerbird), 1416 nucleotides. RefSeq names its product ceramide synthase 4-like. The coding region runs from base 1 to 1212 and encodes 403 amino acids. The record is from RefSeq and is a predicted model, not a curated record. Gene Ontology annotation, cellular component: membrane. Lineage: Eukaryota; Metazoa; Chordata; Aves; Piciformes; Lybiidae. The transcript is spliced from 10 exons. Gene Ontology annotation, molecular function: sphingosine N-acyltransferase activity. Gene Ontology annotation, biological process: ceramide biosynthetic process.